AUGGCCAAAACACUUUUACACAACUAUCCAAAAGGCUACUUUGAGCCCAUCGUAUUCGACUCCAAGCCCACCGUCGGCGGGAUAUGGGCUGUAACCAGACCAGAUGGCAGCAGCACUUCUAAGAAUCUAGGACCGUCUGACUUUGUGGAUUGUUUUAUGCGCACAAAUUUGAGUCGGUUUACUGUUUCGUUUUCGGAUCAUUCUUGGAAUGAAGAAAACCAAAGUAAUGAAGGAAAUGAGGAAGAUAUGUUUCCGCAGGCGUGGAAGGUUGGGGAGUAUUUGAAGAGUUAUGCAAAUCGGUUCUUGCCACGAGAGGCGUUGAGAUUGUCUAGUCGCGUGCGGAGCACGCGGCGGAAUCAGAAUGACAAUGAUAAUACUCCUAUGAUGGGAAAGUGGACGGUCGAAUGGACCGAUCAACGCCACACCGAUGGAGAGAAGCAUCUCUCAGAAUCAUUCGAUUAUCUUGUUGUUGCAUCUGGAUAUUUCAGUCGUCCUUAUAUCCCAUCCAUUACCGGUCUGGACGAGUUCCCCAAGGACAGGAUCAUACAUAGCUCCUCACUGAGAUCAAACAGUCAAAUCCUGGAUAGUCUCGGGGAAGAUGAUGGCAAGAUCCUAGUAGUCGGUGGUAGCAUGUCCGGUGCCGAAGCUGCAACUUCAAUCGCCUUGGAUUUAUCAUCUACAAGAAAAGACUCGAAGACAACCAGAUCCGUACAUCACAUCACCACCCGCCCAUUCUGGGCUGUCCCGACUUACCUUCCUGCAAACGACCAACCAGGCUCCUUCCUACCGCUGGAUAUAGUAAUGUACGACCUUGCCCGAAGGCCACCGGGAGAUAUUCAAUAUGCCUUGGGCCCAGUGACAACCGAAAGAGCGAAUAUGGUUCAUGCAUAUUUUGAGUCGUUGAUUGGAUCAGACCAAUCUGAUAUGGCAGAAAGGCUGGCACUUAGAGCAAAAAGUGAGGACAGAAAUAGUGCGCCCUGGGUAGCUGUUACGGAUUAUUAUCCAGGGUUUGUGCGUUGUGGUGAUAUUGUGCCUACUCUGGGACGAGUAUCGGCAGCUCAUUGGACAACUGCAGAAGCAGAAACGAAAGGAGUUGUCGAGAUUGAACAGAAUGAUGGAAAUACGGUGAAACUCGACAAUGUCGCUGCAAUCGUAUUUGCAACGGGCUUCACACCGUUCGAAUCUCUUUUCUUUCUGCCAGAUGACGUCUUGCGAACAUUGGAAUACACCGAAAAUGACACCGUCUUCCCUAUUGUACUGGAUGAAAAGAGCGUUCGGAACCCUGACAUUCCCGACCUGGGUUUCGUCGGCAUGUAUCGCGGUCCUUAUUGGGGUGUCAUGGAAAUGCAGGCGCGAAGUCUGGCUCGACAAUGGAGUGGUCAUAUUGACACCAACAACGAUACUACCAAAGUCAAAUAUCUAAGGACAGCUUCAUCAUCACGCGCUCAGUUUCCCAUGGGCGAUUAUGUCGGGUUAAUGGAAACGUUUGCACGAGAGCUGCAGAUUCCGCGCAAGCCAAUUCAAGAUAAUAUCACCGAGAGAACUGGGGCUGUGAUUCCUGCAAGAUACUGUAUGCCUACAAACACGGACGUGAAUAGUAACAACAACAGCAGCAGCAGCAGCAGCAACAACAUGAUCAACUCCUUACAGAACCUGCUCUUGGACCCAACCGAACUGUCCUCAGCCCACAAAGAACGACAGCGAGGAUUUUCAAAGGCGAUAUUGAGAGCUUUGCAUGGUCACUGGCGAUAUGAACGAGAGAUAUUACCGGAAACGACAACCAUGACGGGUCAAGCAUCGAUUCAUCUCCAAAAAGCCUCUUACAACGAAGAUGCCGGCUUUACGACGGAGUUUGUAUACGAGGAAGACUCUAGUACGAUGCAGCAGGACGACCCACAAGUUACCUUUCGAAUUUCGGAAGAAGAUGGAGGGAUUUAUACAUCAAGACAGGACGCUACAGUCGGCAGAUUCAUAUUCGUCAAUGUUGAGACAAUCAAUGACGAUGAUAGCAAUGCACCAUAUCAAUACCGCCAUUUUGCAAAGGAGUUUGAUAUGACGUCGUCUGAUAUUGAGAGAAAGUACAUCUUCAAUUUGAAAGGUGUGACUAUAACUUCAUGGGUAACAAAGGUUGAGGAUAAACGAACAAACACGGCCACCGUUACAAUAUAUAGUCGACAAACGGACUCAUCUGCAAUAUAA
Molecule: messenger RNA, 2199 nt
Organism: Talaromyces marneffei
Lineage: Eukaryota; Fungi; Ascomycota; Eurotiomycetes; Eurotiales; Trichocomaceae
Exons: 1
Coding region: 1-2199 (732 amino acids)
Molecular function (GO): NADP binding; flavin adenine dinucleotide binding; N,N-dimethylaniline monooxygenase activity
Source: RefSeq, a predicted model, not a curated record